Molecule: messenger RNA, 1983 nt
Organism: Adineta steineri
Lineage: Eukaryota; Metazoa; Rotifera; Eurotatoria; Adinetida; Adinetidae
Source: the annotation of a GenBank genome assembly
AUGUCAUCUUCAAGUGCCUAUUCAUUACAAUUACCUUAUUUGGGUUCAAUACCAUUAGGAAAAUCUCCACCAAAUUUAACAUCAUUUCAAAAACCUUUACGAGAAUUAUAUAUACCCUAUUAUCGUCAACGACGUGAACGUUAUCAUGAUGAACGUCGUAUUAUUAUAUCUGAUCGUGAUAUAUUAAUAUUUGAACCUGAUGCAGCAUCGAAAGGAAAACGUUCAUUAAUUUAUUCAACAUUAGAAGCAAUUGUUGAUAUACAAGCAUUAGAAUUAUAUGUAAUGUUUAAUCAUAUCGAAAAUCAUCAACAUAAACGUAUACGCGCUGCUUUUUUACCAAUUGGUUGUGAACAUCAAGAACGUUUUCGUUCUCUUUAUUCUACGAUUGAUAAAUCUCAAUAUCAUUUAUUAUCAACACCAUCAUCAUCAUGUCAUCCACCACUUGUAUUAUUUGUUAUGAGAAAAACAGGUGCUGGUGGUACAUGUUCUCUACUUGAUUGUCAUGUAUUUGCUGUACGUCGUGAAUCGGUUGCAUUUGAAUUAUGCGAUAUGAUACGUAAAUUAGUUAUUAAACGAACCGUGAGUCCUGCAUUACCAACCUCGUCAGCAACACUACUACGUGUUCAUGAAAAUGAUAAAGAUACAACAAUUGAAAGACGAACAAAAUAUCUUGAUCGAGAUAGACCUAUUUCAGCUAUGGAACAUCAACAAGCAGAUAUUCAAACAGGAGCCGAUAGAAUGCAAUAUCGUUUAACAUCAAAUGGUCUUACGAAUCCUUUAUCAUCAUCGUCAUAUCAAUUAACUAAUAAUCAAGAUAUAUCACAAGUAUUACAUAUAGAUAAAGAUCCUCAUCGUAUGUCAUCUUCAUGUUCAACACCAAUACGUACACUAUCAACCAAACAAUCUCAACAACAACAACGUCAUUUUAUCAAAGCAUCAUCUUCAUCGUCAUCAUUAAUUAUUGAUGAAUCUGAUGAAGUUGUUAAUGAUCUUAUGAAUAUUGUUGUUGCAGAAAAACUUAAAACAAUCGAUACAAAUUCUUAUCAAGCUCCUAUAAAACGUCAUGCUUCAUUCGAUCAACCAUCAUUAUUAAAUGGUCAUAAUGAUCAUACAAUGAAUAAAAAACGUUAUCAAUUUCAUCAUAAUAAUAAAAAACGUUCAUUAGUAAUAAAUUCGAAUCCAUUACCGACAAUACUUUCAGCAAAUAAUACUCCUGUUAUUUCACGAACGACAACUAAUGUCGAACAACAGCCAACACCAUCGAUACUCGAAUGUCAUUUAUUACGACCACAAAUUGUACUAAAUCGUUAUGGUGAUAUUGGAAAUUAUGUUCCAAAAUUAUUACGUGAAAAUGUUCCAGCAGCAAUGCGUUCAUCUGAUAGUAAUGAAAAUAUAUUUUUUCGUGCAACAAAUGGACAUAUAUUAAAUGGUUUUCUUAAUUUGGAUUUUUCAUCAAAACCAAAUGGAAAUCAAAAUAAUAAUAAUAAUAAUAAUAAUAUUCAUUUGCAUUAUCGUUCAACACCUUGUUUAAAUGAAGAUAAUCAUGAUCGAAAUCUUUUAUCACAAGUUAAACAAUUACAAAAAAAUCAAACAAAAUCUUUUAUAAAUGAAAACGAUCAAACACUUCAUAUUGAAACUAUGGAUGAUGAUCAUCAUAUUCCAUCAUGUCAAAUACCUCGUGUUAUCUAUCAAUCUCAACAAAUAAAACCAAUUCCAGCUGCAAUGGGUGGAAUUAAAGUACUACCAUUUACACCAACAACUUCUUAUCCUUCUCAACGUUUAUUAAAAUCUUCUUGUUCAUCAUCAUCAGUAAAACCACGACGUGUUGCUUCAUUUACAGUUGCUGAUACAGAAUUACCCGUUGAUUAUAGACAAUAUUUACGUCAUACAGAUCAAGGAGUUCAUCUAUACGGAGAAGAACAACAACGUCAACAACAACAACAAUCAGCAACACUUGAACAUUCUCUCGGAUAUUUUCCUUAA